This is a messenger RNA of Cajanus cajan (pigeon pea), 1593 nucleotides long. The record is from RefSeq and is a predicted model, not a curated record. NCBI's taxonomy places the organism in Eukaryota, Viridiplantae, Streptophyta, Magnoliopsida, Fabales, Fabaceae.
AGCCCGGCACGUAUCUUCGGACCCAUUAAAACUUUGAUAGGGGCAAGGCAAACAUAUAAAACGCUUCACUACUACUUUUUACACACUCAAUUUAAUAAUCAAAGCACACAUUACCACUAGAUUUUCACAAUAAUUUGUGUAGGUUCAUCUAACGGCAUCAAUAGAGAGGGGGAAUCUUCGUCGUGGAAUCUGAGGAAACGUUAGUAUGAAAAUCAAGGAGUUUUCCUCGCCAUGAUGAACGAGAAUCACUAGAGCACAUGUGUAUAGAAGGUUUUCUCUUGGGUUGAUUUGAUUGAUUGUUCACUGUUCAUGCUAAACAACCAACCAAACGGCUAUUCUGACUUUUUGGUCCUGCUUCUAAAUCUUGUUUCUGGGAUCUUCUCUGUCUCUUGGUUUAUUAGACAGCGUUUGUUUCAGGGCUUUGUGAAUUGAAUUCAGAUGUCACAGCCAAGGCAAAACAAGAUGAUGAUGAUGAUGAGUCCAAACGUUGCCAAACAAGUUGGUGACACUACCUAUACUAAGAUCUUUGUCGGAGGACUGGCUUGGGAGACUAAGAGAGACACUCUGAAACGCUACUUUGAUCAGUUUGGGGAGAUCUUAGAGGCCGUUGUCAUCACUGACAGAAACACUGGAAGAUCAAAAGGAUAUGGCUUUGUAACCUUCAGGGACCCAAAUUCUGCAAUAAGAGCUUGUCAGAAUCCCUAUCCUGUGAUUGAUGGAAGGAGAGCUAACUGUAAUCUUGCAGCCCUUGGUGCACAGAAAUUUGAUCCAUCUAUAACAGGAAGGCAAAAAUUCAGUAGCCCUUCAUGGAAUAUGGCACCAAUCUCAUUUCAAGGCACCUCCACUUAUUAUAAUCAACACAUACCCCACUAUCCAUAUCCCUAUCCAGCCUACAGGUAUCCUGGUUACCAUCACCCACAAGACUUGUAUGAAAUGAACUACAAUAAUGUAUAUGGUGGACAACAGCUUCCACUACGAUGGUUUCCAGCAUAUUGCCAACCCUUUUAUGGCUUUAGUAGACAGUUCAUUCCAACAGCAUAUGUGAAAAAGGCACAAAUCCCUGACAUGUCACCUCAGGAGUUCUCACUUGUUGGCUUCUCAGAACCUAUUUCAGCUUCUCCUUCGAUUUCCAGCGCUGGAUUAGUCACAGGACAAGUACCUGCUGCAGGAGGGCUAGAAUCCCCCCAAGAACAGAAAUCUUCAACUUAAAGCCAUGAUAAGGAGAUUCCAUCAAUUGACUAGAAUAGAGAAAGUAAAAAAGAAAAAUGACACUGUUCAAUAAACCAGGAAGCUCUAAGUGCAUGCCCAAUGAAGUGGUCUAGCAAAGGAACUAAAUCAAGCAAUAACGUAUUCAAGUUUUCCAUCCAUGGAACAAGUGAUCUUAGACCAGACACUGAUGAAAUGAGUCCUGGAUUUGUUCAUUGUAAUUGAAAUUUUUUACUUUUGAGCAUUCUGGUGCAGGGCAUUCGUUCUUCAGUUUUCCACUUCUCCUUUUUUUUUUCUUCUUUUCUUUUCUUUUUUAACAUGGGAUUCCUGCUACGUUAUAGUUUAUAAGAAGAAAAAUGCUUGUUAUUAUUCUUUAUUUCUUACACC